CAACAGUAUUAGCCAUGUACUCACCCAAGCAUUUGAUUGUCCUUGCGGCAAUUCUAGUCCAAUUUGUGGCCAGCAUUCAUGGCGGAACUUACAACAAUGAGGAUCAUUGGGUCUAUUUGGACAAGACCACGGAUAUACCCGAUGGAACUGUUCUAGGCGGCUUCGAUUCAGAUGGUUACUACAAUUAUGUCGGUCGUGUGUUGUACAGCAGCGCGGUAUUGCCAGCCCGUGUCGUUCCCGAAUUGAGCAAGGCCACAUACAAUACCGAAACAUUGGGCAAUGUGGCUGCCACCUAUGAGGUCCUGGUGGCCAAUGAAACUGUAAGCUAUGAGUGGAUCCGAAGCUAUGAUGGUUACAGGGAGAAGAACGCCGUCUCUGUGGGAACCGAUGCAACCAACAAUCGUGUCUUCAUCUGCCGGGCUAUUUCCGAUCAAGGCCUCUUCAUUGGCACCCUGUAUCUGGCGAAGCGUGCAUGCAUUAUUAAAUACGAAAGCUAUCCAUUGAGAACAUUCGCCAAGUACGAAAUUUUGAUCAGAAAGCGAAAAGUGGCUAAUUUUAUGCCUUUUAACCUGGAAAUUGAAAAUCAUUAAAAAGUAUUUUAUAAAA
Molecule: messenger RNA, 606 nt
Organism: Drosophila willistoni
Lineage: Eukaryota; Metazoa; Arthropoda; Insecta; Diptera; Drosophilidae
Exons: 1
Coding region: 15-590 (191 amino acids)
Source: RefSeq, a predicted model, not a curated record